Molecule: messenger RNA, 634 nt
Organism: Penaeus vannamei (Pacific white shrimp)
Lineage: Eukaryota; Metazoa; Arthropoda; Malacostraca; Decapoda; Penaeidae
Source: RefSeq, a predicted model, not a curated record
UGGCGUUGUCCAUCUCCCACUAUCUCUGCGCGUCGCUCUCAGUAACCUUCAGUAGGAAAAAGGUUUCUUUACUGUUCGCUGUUCGUUGUUCCUGUUCGCUGAAAUGGGAGAGUUAAAAGGUGUUCAUUAGCAAGUGUUCGUUGUUCAUUUUACUUGUCAAAAUAAACACCUGGCAGGUAUGUGACAAGAAAUGGAGGGAGCAGUUUAAAAUUCCGUUAAGGAAGAAAGAAGUUGAAGAAAUGGAGGGAGGAGAGGGCAGUAUUUCCCCGGAAAAUGAAUCCCCCAGCUGUCAGGUAGAUCUGAAGUCAUCAAUAGACAACUUGAUACAAGAAGUGGCAACACAGGAAGCGAUCGGAUCAGUUGACCCUAAUGCCCUUGUCACACAGUUACUUAAUUCUGCUUCAGUUCAGUCCAUGCUUCAAAGGGUGUCAGUUGGCAGCAAAGGCCAUAAGAAUAGACAAGGUUUAACUAGCAACCUUCCACCUCAAGUCCAAGAAAAAAUGGUGCCUGGACAUCGCUAUUUAUAUGUGCACGUUGGUGGUGGACGGGCAUUUGUUGACCAUUUGGAGGAGGAAAAGAAUAAAACAUCUAGCCAAUCUACUCUUUUAAUCAUCUUGCAAUUCAUGAGUCAGAG